GGGGACUAGGACCUGCUGUCUCUAGGUGACAGGGAAGAGGAGAGGUGGCUGUGACAGUGGUGGAGGUGGCUCUGACCCAGUGAGGGACAACCCAGCACAAAGCAUAAUGCAGGCGUCCAUGGAUGGGGCCCCGCCGCCCACCAGCCCCACCGGGCUCUCGGUGUACGUGGCCGUGUCGCAGCUGCUGGGCCUGACGCUCCUGGCCACCACAGGUGCCUGGCUGGGCCGCUACCGGGGCGGCGUGGCCUGGCACAGCCCCCUCCAGUUCAACGCCCACCCCCUCUGCAUGGUGCUGGGCAUGGUGUUCCUCCAAGGUGACGCUCUCCUGGUGUACCGCGUGUUCAGGCACGAAGCCAAGCGCUCCACCAAGGCACUGCAUGCGCUGCUCCAUGGCCUGGCACUGGUCAUUGCCCUCGUGGGAAUCAUUGCUGUCUUCGAGUCACACCAGACUAAGGGCAUCCCUGACAUGUACAGCCUGCACUCCUGGUGUGGGAUGGCCACCUUUGUGCUCUACCUCCUGCAGUGGUUCCUGGGCUGCAGCUUCUUUCUGUUCCCUGGUGCCUCCUUCUUGCUGAGAGGGUGGUACAAGCCCCAGCACAUCUUCUUUGGCAUCACCCUCUUCAUCCUCUCCAUCACCUCCUGCUUGUUGGGCAUUACUGAGAUGCUCCUCUUCAAACUCAGUGAUUCCUACAGCCACUUUGUGCCUGAGGGCAUCCUGGCCAACACCCUGGGGGUGCUGCUGGUGGCCUUCGGGCUAGUGGUGGGCUACGUGCUGACACGGGAGGAGUGGAAGCGCCCACCGCUGGCAGAGGAGCUGGCCCUGUCCAUGGACUUCAAGACCCUGACAGAGGGAGAGAGCCCUGGUGGUGGCAGCCAGUGACAUCCCCAGCUCCUGGUCUCCGGCAUGGGCUCCUUGUGAUGUCUGAAAUGUUCCUGUGCACCCUGUCCCUGGUGGUUUGCAUAUCUGCCCAGCCCAGGGUUACAAGGACAGCUGGGGAAGGACAUGCUUGGGCAAUGCUUCCCACUGGACUUGGCCUCGCUUGGCCUUAAUCAUCCUAAGCUCUGCCCUGUCCAUACUUUGGUGGCCCCUGAACUCAUCCCAGCCCUGUGGGAAUGGCAGUGCUGGCAGGGGCACAAAGAGGGGUCUCUGGGCUCUUCCCCACUCUGGGGAUGGAGUGGGAGCAGAGAUUUCUGCACUGUGGGUGGCCAAAACCUACAGCCUGUUCCCAGUGCUGGUGGGCAGAUGGGAUGUUUGCCACCCCUGGGAAGUCUCACUCACUGGUAGCCCCUAACCCUCCAGCAUUGCCACAUGUCGGGGACACUCCCCUAAAGGGCUCCCUGGGGAUUUGGAGUGACCCUAUGCCCAUGCAGGUUCAGUAGCUUCGUGUCUGAAGUGUUUUCUCCCCAUGCUUGAUGUGUUUGCUCAGUGGAUGCUCCCAACCUAAUAAAUGUU
Messenger RNA from Poecile atricapillus (Black-capped chickadee), 1453 nucleotides. Its product is annotated as transmembrane ascorbate-dependent reductase CYB561. Gene Ontology annotation, cellular component: lysosomal membrane. Gene Ontology annotation, molecular function: oxidoreductase activity. The record is from RefSeq and is a predicted model, not a curated record. The transcript is spliced from 6 exons. The coding region runs from base 107 to 880 and encodes 257 amino acids. NCBI's taxonomy places the organism in Eukaryota, Metazoa, Chordata, Aves, Passeriformes, Paridae.